UUAUUGGAGAUGCAUUUUGACUUGAAGGCCAUACAACUGUCCAUACGUUUCUUCUUCAUCUGAUGCAUUGGAACUCUCAUUUCUGCAUAUCGUGUUGGAUUCCAUGACUGCCUGACCUCAUAUCUGCUGCUUCCAUCCUGUCUGCAAGUUGUGACAACUUAAAAAUGGGAAUCCUCCGCACAUUUUGGAACAGUCCUAUAGGUCCUAAAACAACUCACUUCUGGGGACCUGUUGUGAACUGGAGCAUCCCCAUUGCAGCAAUGACAGACACAAAGAAACCCCCAGAGUUGAUUUCUGGCAAUAUGACUAAAGUGAUGUGUGUUUAUUCGGCAUUGUUCAUGAGGUUUGCAUAUAUGGUACAGCCAAGGAACUACCAUCUGCUCGUAUGCCAUGCAACAAAUGAGACUGUACAGCUCUAUCAGCUCUCCCGUUGGAUGAAGGCUCAAGGUGUUCUGAGUUCUAAUUACUCACAAACAGCAGUGAGUCUGUGACCCAAUUAGUAUUUUGCUUGGCUCAUGGAAGGAUGAGAUGAUCUGUUGAUUUCAAUGAAUGGCCUCCUUCAUUUAUUCACUAAAGAAUCAAUGCCUGCAUACCAUCGCAAAUUGGAUUCUGCUCGUGUCGAGACAUAAGUAUAAGACUAUAUAGGUCAUUGGAUCAAUAUACCUUUGUCUAUUUAAUUAAACGGGUCAUACCCUUUAACCUUAAUCUAUCAAUUUCAUGUUGGAUUCAGAGAUUGUGUCAAAAAUUAUCAAUCAUUUGUGUGCUAAGUACAUUAUAUCAACACCGAUAAUACUCAAGAUCAAAGAAGUUCAUCUAUGCAGCAAAUGAAAUUCUAAUAUCCUAUCCAUUAUGGCAAGCAACUUGGCCUAGAAUUCUAUUAUUCCUUUCCUUUGCCCCGCAAUCCAAGAUGCUGACAGAAGUUUUUUAUGAAUGGUUUCUUUG
Messenger RNA from Corylus avellana, 942 nucleotides. Lineage: Eukaryota; Viridiplantae; Streptophyta; Magnoliopsida; Fagales; Betulaceae. The record is from RefSeq and is a predicted model, not a curated record.